UUCUUAGUGAAAUUGAACGUGAGAAGUUGUACUGAAAAUCUAAAUCAGAGAGUAACUCAAAAACUGCGCUGAAUUCCACGCUACAUUCCCACGAUUGUGUGUGUACUGAGGUACUGAGUAAGAACAAUGGGCGGAAAUAAAAAGAAGAAAUCGACGUGCUAUGUGUAUGUGAAAAAUCUCACCAAUAAUAAAAAGUAUGCCCUUUCUGCCGAUUUGCUGUACCAUUGGAAUGGCAAUGCCAAUGAAGCCCAAGAAAAAUUUGACCCCAGUAAACCAUUUCAUAGUAGUAACCAAUACUGCGUGUUUUAUGCAGGGAAGGCUGUUCGUCACGCAGCCUACCAUGUUGCAGAAACAAGAGAACUCUGCCUAUCGAAAACUAAGGAAGUUGGCGGUAUGAGCCUCAGGCCUAGUGUAGUACCCGCUAGAAAAUCGCUGACACCAGCUGAAGUAUCAAAUACUGUGACUCUAUCGCAAAUGGAAAUGGCAGAUGCCAAAGCUAUGGAGGAAAGCGCAGAAAGUAAGAGGAAAGAGGUUCACGGAGACAGAAAGAAAGUGAAGAAUGAGAUGAAUAAUAACAAGAGUAAUAAGGAGAACCCAAUUAAAAAGAAGAAAAGCAAGUUGAACAAGACGUCACCAGUUAAUGAUAUUAAUCAGGACACCCUUCCAAGUGAUGAGACCGAGGCACAUAGGGAAAAACAUUAUGAGAUGGGCCAUGCAAAAAUAGUAUGUGAAAGUUUGAAGGAAAAAGGUACUGUGGGUGAAAGUCCAAGAAAACAGUCAUUUGUAAGAGCACUCUCACCACCCUCUCAAGUUAGAUCUCCAAUGAAGGCUGCAGAACAACCCCCAUGGAUUGAUCCACAAACUCAACAUUUGCCACUUCAUGAGAAUCUUAUGAAACAGUUUGAAAACAAUGACCAACGGACACCUGACAAAGGUUUGGAUGAUACCGACUUUAGCAGUGACUUUUCCGAUCGUGAGAAAAAGAAACCGAACAGGAAGGAAAAUUUGAAAAGGAGGUCAUCUGCCAGUGAAGUUAGUAAUGUUAGUCUACUCAAGGAGGACCAAACACCGGUAUUGGUUGGCCCUAAUAAGAGUGCCUUAGGCUCAGGUUCUAAGAGGCCAUCUUGCAAUGAUGUAAACUCAGGGCCCACAAAGAAAGUAAAAGAUGAUGGUGCAGUUUGCAACUCGACUUUCAAUACUAUGACUACUGCAAUAACCAAGAAUUCAGAUUGUAGCUGCGGUAGUAAUUACAUUGAUCUGUGCAAGAGACUGGAGACAGUUGAAGUGGCUUUGAAUCUGGUAUCCACUUCAAACAAGAAACUGUUUGAUUUAGUAUCCAAAAUGUACAACACUGGGAAGAAGUGCCGCAUAUCUCAACUGGAACGCGCAGUGGAGGGGUAUGACGACAUACCAGUCCCUGAUGAUUGUGUUCUUGUCGGUGAACUGAAUGGAUCUAUGCAAUUCCUCUCAAAAGAGGAUAUUGUGACAAUGGAAAAAAAGAAGACUUCCUUGAAAGGUCGGAUAUUAGAAUUGGGAAGGCUUUUUUAUGGAGAUAACUACUAUCUAUACAGCCUUGUAGGAAUAAAAAAUAAAAUAGAAAAAACUUAUGAGUUUAAAAUGGAAACACCUCAUAUUACUGCUAUAGCUAAAAUUCUGCAAUGUCUCCGCUGGACCAAGUCUGAGGACCUGUCUAGCUCAAACAUAGGAAGAAUGAUGGGGAAGUAUUUUUCCGAAGCAAGGAAAGUGGUAGAGAAGGCAGAGGAAGAGAGGCAGAUGAAGGCGUUCCAUGCUAGUCAGCAAGCAAAGUCUGUGGACCCCAAAAAGAAUAGUGAUGAUAGUGAUUCAAGCAAUCAAAAUGAAUAGGUCGACCUUCAAGGCAUCUGUGUUACCGUAUUAAAAUCAGCACAGCUUUGAAAUUUAUUCUGUUGUUCUAUUUUGAUUCUUUUUAAAUAUCUU
Frankliniella occidentalis (western flower thrips) is the source of this 1956-nucleotide messenger RNA. RefSeq lists its product as uncharacterized. The record is from RefSeq and is a predicted model, not a curated record. The transcript has 10 exons. Bases 127 to 1863 code for a protein of 578 amino acids. NCBI's taxonomy places the organism in Eukaryota, Metazoa, Arthropoda, Insecta, Thysanoptera, Thripidae.